AUGGCCGCCUAUUCGUCAACUAGCUGCCGCUCGCCGAUGAUGUUCUUCGUCGUUCGCCUUCACAAUGCCGGACAACGAGACUGCUUCACGCCGUUCUUCGCUCACCGUGCGUCCAACGCUGCUCGCCUACUCGCCCAGCUACGCAGACAACAUCCGCCAGGCUACGCCAAGUCCAAGUCUCCUCUGCCAUGUUCGACAAUGCCGUGUCUGCUACUGCUGCUCAACACGAUUCGUGAGGCGACACUCAAGCUGGCGCAAGGACAGCGACAUGCCGAGCAACUUCGCUGCUUUCGCCUCUACCUUUUGGCGACACCGGAUCAUCAGUUGCGCUCUACACCACAACUUACUGCACUGUUCGACAACGUCAUCGUCCACAUGGUCGUCACCUUCCACGACGUUCACCUGCCAACCGACACUGCCGACAACCAACAUCGGCAUCCGACCAUUCUCGACUCCGCCGCCUGCUCUUUGCUGUGCAUGCAGAUUUCUACUACGUAUCGGCGCGACAUCUACUACUUCCGGGUACUACAUCUGCUGCACAAUCGCGUCCAAUACGUCGACGAGCACAUGUACAAGCGUCUACGCCACGCAACCAGCCGAACUUCAACAGCGACAAUCGCCCUCACCUCCAUCGCGCUGACU
Messenger RNA from Mesorhabditis spiculigera, 642 nucleotides. Lineage: Eukaryota; Metazoa; Nematoda; Chromadorea; Rhabditida; Rhabditidae. The record is from the annotation of a GenBank genome assembly.